Polychytrium aggregatum is the source of this 4164-nucleotide messenger RNA. RefSeq lists its product as uncharacterized. The coding region runs from base 168 to 4052 and encodes 1294 amino acids. The transcript is spliced from 3 exons. The record is from RefSeq and is a predicted model, not a curated record. Gene Ontology annotation, biological process: signal transduction. Gene Ontology annotation, molecular function: protein binding. Lineage: Eukaryota; Fungi; Chytridiomycota; Chytridiomycetes; Polychytriales.
GAUUUGAUUGCAAUGUCCGCCGGUUGAUGGUCGUCCGUGUGGCGGCGGGCCAUAGCUCGCGCUCCAAAAUGUUCGCCGACCUCUGCAACAUAUUCCGUACCCGUUUGUCUCUGGAUAAUGCGAUGCCUAUCCGUGCCCCGUAUCCAUGCCACUAAAGACCUCAACCCAUGAUUAAUCACAGCUACCGUGUCCUGAGCGAAGAAGUAUCGACCUCCAGGCUCUUUGCCCAACUCAACAAGAACGGCUACCACGCCUACUGGGACAAGAACUGUUUGAGCGACGGCAUCAACUGGGAAAGCGGCUUCAUCAACGGCAUUGUCCGCUCCAAGAUCGUCGUUUUGAUGUGCUCCGAGAAAGCCAUGGAGCGGGUCAUGACCGCGCACGUCACCCCCGACAACUAUUUUCUCGAGUGGGAGCUAGCGCUCGAGCACGUCGACGACCCCUCUGCCAAAGCAAUGCUCCUCCCCAUCCUCAUUGCCAGCCAGGUCACAAUCGAUAGCGACGUAUACUUUAAAAGAUACUUCCCAAGCUUUGAAUCGUUCCCAAACUCGUACGCAGCCCACGUCCAGAGCCCGAGACGCCGUACUAUCCGCGGAACGAUCGAGGAGGUCUUCAAGCUGCAAGCUCUGAGUGCAACCCCCGACUGGGUUGGGCUGAGGAGCUUGGCAAACGAUAUUAUGCAAGUUCAUUCCAAGUACCAAGAGCGCAUGAACUCAUCCACCGGCCCUUACAGCCCAACCCCCAUCAUCAAGUCUGCAAGCGAGGAUCGCUUGCUGGCUUCUCUGCUGAGCCCAAUCGACAUGGAGCCCGAUCUGCGGGAGCUGCGAAGUGCCUAUGUCGAGGGAACCCGACUGUGGCUCCUCGACUCGGUCAUGCUCUGGGCCGAAGCCACCGGACAUGCAGACAGCCGCAUCAUGUGGCUCAAGGGCGAUGCUGGAACCGGCAAAUCGAUUUCCGCGUCGCUUGUCGUCGACAGGCUCAAGUCCACCAACCAGCUGGUGGGCGUGUUUGUAUGCAAGUACUACGACGAAGAGCGGAGCAGUCCUCGCCGGCUGAUCCACACGCUGGCAUAUGGUCUUUCGAACUGGAGCGUCAAGUUUGCUCGACUGCUACUCGCCCAGAACCUCACCAAGGAACAGCUCGCCCAGAGGAGCCUCGUUGAUCUAUUCGACAUCCUCAUCGCUCAGCCGCUUCAGGCCCUCAGCGAAGAGAACCCGACUCAAGCAAACGUAGUGUUGGUCAUCGAUGCCAUCGAUGAGCUUGCUCAGCCCCGCGCCGACUUUCUCGACAUCCUCGCCAACCAUGUUACUGCCCUGCCUCGCUUCGUCAAGCUGUUCCUGACCGGCCGGCCAGACCCAGACAUUGUCGGAGCCUUCACAGGAGUGCCCACAACGUCCUUGAAUCCCUCCGACGAUACAUCUUGCCAGCAGCAGAAUCACCAGGAUUCGAUCGUGUAUGUCAAGUGGCUCCUUCGCGACGACAUUUUCUCCAAAUCCGAGCUGACCAAAGCCUCCGAGGUUCUUUUGGAGCGGUCUGGCGGAACCUUUGUGUGGAUCAAGAUGGCCGUUGCCGCCGUUCGCGAGAAAAAGGGCGGCGCCAAGCUCGUGCUCCAAGAUAUUCUCGCGCUCGCUGAGCAAGGGCUUGGCCUGUCAAGCAUCUAUCGCCAGAUGUUUGACCGGUCGCUGGAGGAAACCUCGCAGGACUCUGAUCUCGAGAGUACCCUCCUGUCGACCGUGUGGACAAUGGUCUCGCUCGCAGAGCCGCUGAGCGCCGAGGCCAUUGCGGAGCUGCUCGGAAUCACUGCAUCGGCAGUCAAGCGGGCUCUCGUCAAGCUAUCGCUUCUGGUCGAUCAGCCCUGCAGCGGAUUCAUGGGCCAGAGCCGCGUUGCCAAGUUCUGCCACAAGUCCGUGAUGGAUUAUCUGACCAGCCCGGACUCGGCCAUGCGUCCCUACCAUACAACUGCCAGCCACCACUAUGCUCUUGCCAAGCGGUGCUUUGCGCUGAUUGAUGAGCUGCCGAAAGGCGGCAAUCUGUGCUCCAUCAGCCAGCUCCACGAGAACAUCCCGGACUUUCAUCAGCUCGUCAAUGCCCGGCUGUCUGCUGCCCAGCAAUACAGCUGCGCGCAUCUCUUUGAUCAUCUCUGCAAGAUCCCGAUGGACUCGGCCGAAAUGCUGUCAAAGUGGGAUGCCCGGCUCAGCCCUCUGUUGUCCGUUUUCCUGGAACGGAAUUUGCUCGUGUGGAUCGAGUCCCUGUCGCUCAUCGAGAAGGUUCCGCUGGUGCUCGGACAGCUGAUGAACCUCAAAAAGACCCUGGCCAGCUUCAAGCUCGAGCUUGCUCAUCCGCAUCUGACCACCAUGAUCGACGACGCCAUCCGGUUCCUCCGAGAGUUUUCUAUCCCGAUCUCACAGAGCGCCGUGCACGUGUACCAGUCGGCACUAGCCUUCUGUCCAAAGGAGUCUAGGCUCUAUCGGAACUACUACCCGCUCUACAGGCAUCUGAUUCCCAUCGAAGUCUUGUACGGCCACGACUCGCUCUGGAGCCAAUGUCUCGCUGUCUUGGAGGGCCACAGUGGCGAGGUGCGCUGCGUGCGCAUUUCCGGCGACGGCUCGACAAUCGUAUCGGCCUCGGCCGACAUGACGAUCCGCGUCUGGAGCUCAGUCACAGGGUCGCUCGUGCGGACGCUGAAAGGCCAUGACAGCCCUGUUUCGUGCAUUGCUCUGUCGACAGACGGCAGCGUCUUGAUCUCGGGCGGCGAUGAUUCCAAGCUAAUCAUCUGGGACGUGCCCAUGGGAUCGCUUCGGAGCAAGAUCAGCGCCCACACUCAUCCGCUGGUGGCGGUCGAUCUCACCAAGGAUGGCUCCACUGCUCUCUCGGCUUCGGGUGACCGAAGCAUUGCCCUUUGGGAUAUAUCCACUGGCACCUGCACCCUGAAGAUUGUUCACACCAUUCCGAUCACAUCCGCUCGCCUCUCGCCUGACAAAUCCACGAUUUACUCGGGCUGCUUAGAUGGCAAGAUUCGAAUCUGGAGCGUCGAGUCGAGCCAGCUUAUCGGCACUCUGCAGGGCCACUGUGCCGAAAUCAAUGGACUGACGGUGUCUUCAAGUGGCUCUCUGCUCAUCUCGGCCUCGUGGGAUAAGACCGUCCGCAUCUGGGAUCUCGAAAGCCGCACCAUCCGACACACACUCCAGGGCCACACCGAUGGCAUCUACGACGUUGCUGUCACUCGCGACGAUGCCUUCGUGGUCUCGGCGUCCGAGGACCAGUCACUCUGUGUCUGGGAAGUGGCAUCUGGCUCGCUGAGGAGGAAGCUGAAGGGACACACCUGGACCGUGUACGCCGCGGACGUAUCCGACGAAGCCUGCACCAUCGUAUCGGGCUCCCGCGACAAGACCGUCCGCAUCUGGAACCUCUGGGGCGAAGACGACGGCAGCGAGUCCAGCACCACCGGCCACUCUCGCUUCGUCAGCGCUGUAUGCUUUUCGCGCGAUGGUCGAAGAAUCGCCUCAGCCUCGGCGGACAUGACCGUUUGCCUAUGGAAUGGCGUCACUGGCGAGCUCCUGGGACAACUCUGCGGACACACCGACGCAGUGCAGUGCGUGGCCAUUUCAGGCGAUGGCCGUAUUGUUGUCUCGGGCGGCCUGGACAAGAGCGUUCGAGUAUGGGAUGCCCAGACCCUCAGCGUCAUCCACAUCUUUGAAGACCACGCCAAUACCGUGCAGCAGGUGUUCAUCUCAGACGAUGCUCUGCGUGUCUCCAGCAAAGACACCUACGGACGAAUCAUUUCCUACGAUCUGAGCGCCGAGCUACCCGAGCCCAUCAUGCGCGACGCUUUGGGCACCAUACCUGACCCAGAGACCGAGAAGCAUGCCGAUACUGAAUGGACCACUCUUGCCAACGGCUGGAUCCGACACAUGGCGGGACAGUUGAUCUGGGUCCCCCAGACCUACCGUGUCGACAAGGGUUCCAGCUCCAGCUCGGCCGGGCCCGUGCGCUGCACUUUUGGUGGGAGUGGCAAGUGUCUAAUCUUUCGCAUUCACGACUCGGAGGCAUAGCACUGAGGCGAGUGUCCGAUACGGGCGCGACGAUGGACGCCGUGCCGGUGGAACUCAAGCUGUCGCAGCACUGAAUACAUAAAGUCAAUUCUCGCUGCGAUAACAAACUCGC